ACACACACACGGAAAAAAAAUCACUUUCGAUAGCAAAACGUUUAGAACAGAGAAAAAAGGCACCAAAAAUAAAUACAGAAAAAAUUAAACAAAAUUAUCCAGAAGAUUUCAUCUCGAACCAUGUCGUAUCAAAUCAAAUCGACGCCCUACUUCCGUCGCAUGUUCAACAAGAGCAAGAAGAACGGGCAGCUGCAGCGAUUGCGGGAUGAGUACGAGCGCAUCCAGGAGUUCAACGAUCGCACCAUCGAGCUGAAGAUGCGCCAGGUGCGGCUCAAGCGGCUCUUUCGCGAGAUCGAGGUGAUCAAGGUGGGGGGCAAUGGUGCUGCUGCUGACUCAGGUGCUGGUGCUGGUGCUGGUGCAGGUGCAUCCACCAGUGGGGCCAGCAGCGGCACAAUGCCACCUGCUGGUGGUGCUGGCCAGUCGACCAGUUUUGCCGGCGGACGCAUUACCCGCCGGAGGCCACCUCAUACCACCAGCAGGCUGGCGAACACAACGCCACAGCAGCGAUCGCACGUGCAGCGCGUGGAAACGCUGGCCCGGGCGCGUCUGCUGGGCCAGGAGAUCUCGCGCCGGAAUGGCCAAAUGGCGGAGGCCGGCACCGGCGGCUUUCUGCGCAGCGAACUCCGGAUGACGGCCAAGGUGCAGGCGGCCACUGAUGCGCGGCGCGCGGCCGUGGAGCGCCGGGAGCGUGCCGCCAAGCGCAUCUCCUAUGGCAACGAUCAGUCGCGCCAGAAUAUGCAGCGCUUGCUGCUCCUGCGCCAGCGCAGACAUGCACAGGCGGCGGCUCCGGUGGCGGCUCCGGUGGCGACGACAGUGGCUACAGUUGCUCGGCCACGUCCGCAUGCCAAUGCGCAGGUGCCCAUAACGCAGCAGCUGCCCAGUCGCCUGUAUCCGGACUACCGCCAACUGACGCCCAGCCAGCUGCAAUUGCUGGCCGCGAGCAGCAGUGGACGCAGUACAGCAGCAGCGGAUGCUGGCCAGCAGCUGGAGCAGCACGGCGAGCGGCAGGAGCAGCCGAUGGGCGAUAGUGUGCAGGUGGGACGCGAUCAGGAUUCGUACUCGGAUCACAGUUUCCAUACGGAGGACUGGAUGUCGCCGUCGCUGGACGCCAUGGACAGCGAGGAUGAGCGCGAGAUGCGUGAGUUGAUGGACCAGAUGCGACAGCGGUCGCGGGCUCGGGGGCGGUGUCUCGAGCUUGGGCGGGUGGACGCGCAUGACGAUCGGGAGGAGGAGGUGGUGCGGCAGCGCAGCUUGCGGGUGCUGCACAUGGCUCCGUCGCCAGUGGGCGUCUCCCACUUGUCCUUCAGCUCGACGGGCACACAGACGACGAAUCCGACCAGGCGCAGCUAUCGCACCACUGGCACCAGGCGCACCACUGCAACCACUGGCUCCACUCGCACCACUGGCACCACUCGCACCACUGGCUCCACUCGCACCACUGGCACCACUCGCACCACUGGCUCCACUCGCACCACUGGCACCACUGGCACAUUGGUCACGGCAGCCACAUCGCCAGUGAAUGUGGCGCACCAGUGCGUAGCCAGCAAUGUGGAGAUUCCUCACACCAACGAGAUUGACGCCGCUGGCUGCUCCCAGUCCGCCACCAUAGCGUCGCAUCAGCCCAGUGGCAUGGUGCCGCCUCCACCGCCACCGCUGGAGGAUGAGCCGCCGACGGAUACGCUGUCCAACUCGAGCCGCUGGCAUCAGAUCUCGUUGAUGCUGCCCUGGUUUCGCGCCUUUCCCGACCUGCCCACCGACUAUGCCGUCGCUCCGCCACCCGAUGUGCCCAUGAGCUGUGAUUCCAGCGGCUACGAUGUGCCGCCAUCUGCGCCAAGUGUGCCCACUGCGCCACAGCGCAUGUACAUGGAGCAGUCCAGCGAGGCGGCCACGCAGGCGGCGGAGGAGCCGUUCUCGUCGGCCAACUGCCAGCGCCUGCUGUCCGCCAUCAAGUUCAACGAGGCAGGCGCACGUUAGACGCACUGCAGCACGCUAGCUUCGGGCACGCCUCAUCCCGUCCAGCCACUGGCCACCAGGGAAGGUAUAUCGAGGCAGCAGAAAUUCAAGCACCUUUUCGUCUCUCUUUUUAUUUGGUAACAAAAAUUGUUGGUAUUAGAAAAGCAAACAAAAAAGAAUGAAAAAACUAAAAGAAAAGAAAUGCAAAA
Messenger RNA from Drosophila santomea, 2162 nucleotides. RefSeq lists its product as uncharacterized. The coding region runs from base 121 to 1974 and encodes 617 amino acids. Lineage: Eukaryota; Metazoa; Arthropoda; Insecta; Diptera; Drosophilidae. The record is from RefSeq and is a predicted model, not a curated record. The transcript has a single exon.